This is a messenger RNA of Penaeus vannamei (Pacific white shrimp), 1372 nucleotides long. RefSeq names its product sulfotransferase 1E1. Gene Ontology annotation, biological process: sulfation. Gene Ontology annotation, cellular component: cytoplasm. Lineage: Eukaryota; Metazoa; Arthropoda; Malacostraca; Decapoda; Penaeidae. The record is from RefSeq and is a predicted model, not a curated record. Gene Ontology annotation, molecular function: sulfotransferase activity.
CUUGAAGUCGUAUUGUGGAAGAGUCAUGUAACGCCAAUGUGGCUUCAGUCGCAGCCGAGACACAGCUCAGAUCACUACGUAGGAAGAGGCUCGUUCGUGGCGAGAGAUGAAGUUCCUGAGCGGGCACGAGGCGAAGGCGAUCGAGGGCGAGGAGUGGAAACGCCAGAAGAGUCACUGGUUGGGUUACGCUGAUGGCUUGGUCCGCUUCUCCCCCGGUGGCUGGGUCCUCCCGACGCCCUUCACCAAGUUUGCUGAUAAAUACUACGACUUUAAGUUUAGGUCAACGGAUGUCUUAGUGCAUACUUGGGCGAAGUGCGGGACGACGUGGACUCAGGAGAUCGUCUGGACAAUGAGGAACAACCCUGACCUGAACCAUCCCAUGGCAGGCAUAAGCGUGAAUGCGCGGGCGCCGUUCCUAGAGUUCGACAUGUUCAUGGCGAUUCCGCGAAGAAACCAGACGACAACUUCCUCGAGACUUUCCACAGACUCUGCCCCGGAAAGGACCCGUCGGAUGGCAUGUUCCUCCAGAUGACCGAGUGCGCAAAGGACCCGAGGACGAUCAAGAGUCAUCUGCCCGCUGUCGUUCUCCCGCGCGCGUCGCUGCUGGAGACCACGAAGGUGGUGGCCGUCCUGAGGAACCCCAAGGACGUGCUCGUGUCCUACCACCACCACUGCCGUCUCCUCAACGCCCAUGGCUACGUGGGAUCUCUCGAGGAGUUCGUCCAGUACUUCGUCGACGAUGACCUGGCCUACAGUCCGUACUGGCUGCACGUGAAGGAGGUGUGGGAGAAGCGAGAACAUCCCAAUCUUCACAUCAUGUUCUUCGAAGACAUGAAAGCGGACAUCAUGAAGGAACUGCGGAGACUCGACGGGUUCCUGGAGACCCGACUCAGCGACGAUCAGCUGGACAACGUCGCGCGACACACGGGCUUCGGUGCCAUGAAGACCAGGGCGGGAGACGGAGGCCCCGCGUCGAAUCACGUCAACACGGAGGUGCUGACGAAGGACGGAGGCUUCUUCAGGAAAGGACAGUCUGGAGAUUGGAAGAACAAGUUGUCUCCUGAGAUGGAAGAAAAAGUGAACAAAUAUAUCGAGGAGAAGAUUAAAAACAUUGGAGUUCCUUUUAAAUUUGUUUAAAUGAUUUUUAGAAAGAUGGGUUAUCAUAUUUUUUUUUUUAUAAGUACUUAUAUUUCUAUUAUAAGUGCUUGUAAGGAAGUAGAUAUAUUUCUAUCGUAAGUACUUGUAAGGAUGAACAGGAAGAACAUUUUUAUGAGGCUGUUUUUGUGUGGUUUCAGGUUAUAUUUCAGGUCAGUAUCACUUGUCAAAGAGAAAAACUUUAAUGUGAAAAAAUUAAUAAAAACUGACAAAAGCA